CGGUACGGCAGGAGCAGCCGGAGAGGAGCCAGUACGACAGCCGCCCCAGCAGUGGGGGGCGCUGCGGUCCUCCCCGGUCACCCUCACCGGCAUGCCGCCGCUGUACUUCCAGCACGAGGGACACAGUCGUACCAUCAUCGGCAUCGAGCGCCGCCGGGCGCCCCCGCCGCGCACCGCCGCCAGCAACCCCCCCUCUGGAGGCGGCAGCAGCAGCAGCAGCGGCGGCGGUCAGGCCGGCUACGUGACCACGCUGCUGGUGUUGGACCCGGGGGCUCCCUCCGCGGCGCUGGAGGCUGCGCUGGUGCAGCGGCGGCAGUGGCAGCGGCUGGUGCGGCGGGGGGUGCACACCCUCACCCGCCCGCAGUACCAGCUGAUGUACGUGGACCUGGCGGGAG
This is a messenger RNA of Astrephomene gubernaculifera, 395 nucleotides long. The record is from the annotation of a GenBank genome assembly. NCBI's taxonomy places the organism in Eukaryota, Viridiplantae, Chlorophyta, Chlorophyceae, Chlamydomonadales, Astrephomenaceae.